Messenger RNA from Balaenoptera acutorostrata (minke whale), 4346 nucleotides. It is a transcript of the gene ELFN2, whose product is annotated as extracellular leucine rich repeat and fibronectin type III domain containing 2. The transcript has 2 exons. Gene Ontology annotation, cellular component: plasma membrane. Lineage: Eukaryota; Metazoa; Chordata; Mammalia; Artiodactyla; Balaenopteridae. The coding region runs from base 1873 to 4332 and encodes 819 amino acids. Gene Ontology annotation, molecular function: protein binding. The record is from RefSeq and is a predicted model, not a curated record.
UGUGGGGAGGGGCAAAGAGCAAGGGGCCAUUCCAGAAGGCCAGGGAGCCCUUUGCCGCAGGCCCUCCUCCGGGGUGUGGCUUCAGCAGCCAAGGCCUUAGGCCUCCUGGUGUUCACAGCAGCCUUGGCUGGAACCUCAGCGCAGCCUGGCUGGCAGCAUUUUACGGAGUGGGAAUCCUGUUUGGGAGCAGGUAACCCUCAAACCCCAACAGGAGCCCCAAACUUGACCCGGCAACCCAAGCAGCAUGGUUGGAGAGCCAGGGACCCCACAGGUUGACAGGCAGGUCUCGGGGGCUGUAUGGGUGCUCUCCUGGUUUGGGGUCCCCACUCCAGUGGGCCUGCUUGGAGGCAAGCAGGGGUUGUGGAUGGGCCAGGGCAGCUAAAAGUCCUGUAGAAUUGGUGACACAGAGGCCAAGACUCAGUAGACUUUUAGGAUCAAGGGAUUGUAGAUACACUGUAGAACUCUUGCAUCCCAGAUUGGUAAUUAGAGACCUCCCCCUGCCAAAAGAAAAUGACCCAUGCCAUUAGAGUGUCCCAGAGCCACAGAACCGGGGAGGCAGGUACUGUAGCACCCUCGGGUCCCAACCGGGAGGCUCAUGGGAUUCCCCCCACAGGUCCGGAUUCUAAUUGUCCCCACUCUGGGGUUCCCUCUGUUGCCCAGGGGUCAGUGGGAACCCCAGCCAGAGAGGCGGGGAGGAGGAUGGGUCCACCUAGACCUGUGUCACCUGCUCUGUCUCUGCAGGGAUGCAGAACCUGGGCAGCCAGUUCUUCCAGCUUUUUCAGUGGAUUCCAGAAAUGAGGAUUUUAAAAAUAAAAUCUCCCGAGUUAUCAACAUUGGCAACUAAUUAAAAAUUUUUUUUAAAAACCAGUGUCCAGAUGAAACAGGAUCCCACAGCAUCUCUCGACCCAGAGCCUGUUGCCAUGGAGGGUCAAAACCACUAUGUAGUAGUUGUGAAACCUCAGUUUCCUCCUCUGUAAAGUGGGAAUAACAACAGCAUCGACUCACGAGGUUGUACAGAGAAUUCAAUGAGUUAACAUGAGAAGUGCUUAGGCCUAGCCUGUGUCAGCCCAUGACUCUGUCUUCAUCUUACCCCACGCUGCCCAUCCCUCCCCUGCCAGGCUGCCUCCGAGUGGGCUGCGCGCUUUGCCACCGGGAGCCCCCGCGUCUCCCCGUGGGCUCCAGACACACCACUCUGCCUUGGGACAGCCCUGAGGGUGUUGGAAGGCAGGGAAAUGUUCACCCCUUGGGGCCCUGGAGAGGGAGCAGAGCUGGGAGGGAGGGCCUAGCCGGCGCCUGGUACAUAGUAGGUGCUCCAUAAAUGUUUAUUGAAUGAAUGAAUGGAGGCCAUGCAGGCAGAGGCAGCCGCGCGUGCGCAGGCACUGGUGAAAGAGCGGGUCCAGUGGAGACUGGAACCAGGUGACAGAUGGGUCUCUUCCUUCCUGUCCCCGUCUCUCGCGCUCCCCCCUCAGAGCUCCGGUCUCCAGCCUCCCGUGGGAAUCGUCUGAAGUUCUGAGCCCAGAACCCCAGGGGGAAGAGGAGGAGGAGGAGGGAGAGGAAGUCAAGCCUUGAGAGCCCGGACACCCUCCCAGCAGGAGAGGAGCACCUCGGGGAAGCAGACUGUGGGGCCCGUAGCCCCCGUGGCCCUGGCCUGGCCGUGGCGCCCGACACCUGCAGGUAGCACCCCAGCAGCCCCCCGACAGUUGGCACUGGCUCUGCCUGCCUCGCUUGGGGCCCCCAAGCUGGGGGUCGCCCCCAAGAUGGUGGCGGCCCCAGGGAGGACUGUGCUGCCGGCCCCAGCCUCUGGCCGCUAGGCCACCUGCGCCCCAGCCCCCGACCCCGAGCCCGGCCUGUGAGGAGGCCGCGGCCGGAGCCAUGCUGCGCCUGGGGCUGUGCGCGGCCGCGCUGCUGUGCGUGUGCCGGCCGGGCGCCGUGCGCGCCGACUGCUGGCUCAUCGAGGGCGACAAGGGCUACGUGUGGCUGGCCAUCUGCAGCCAGAACCAGCCGCCCUACGAGACCAUCCCGCAGCACAUCAACAGCACCGUGCACGACCUGCGGCUCAACGAGAACAAGCUCAAGGCCGUGCUCUACUCCUCGCUCAACCGCUUCGGGAACCUCACCGACCUCAACCUCACCAAGAACGAGAUCUCCUACAUUGAGGACGGUGCCUUCCUGGGCCAGUCGAGCCUGCAGGUGCUGCAGCUGGGCUACAACAAGCUUAGCAACCUGACCGAGGGCAUGCUGCGCGGCAUGGGCCGCCUGCAGUUCCUCUUCGUGCAGCACAACCUCAUCGAGGUGGUGACGCCCGCCGCCUUCUCAGAGUGCCCGAGCCUCAUCAGCAUCGACCUGUCCUCCAACCGCCUCAGCCGCCUCGACGGUGCCACCUUCGCCAGCCUGGCCAGCCUCAUGGUGUGCGAGCUGGCUGGCAACCCCUUCAACUGCGAGUGCGACCUCUUCGGCUUCCUGGCCUGGCUCGUGGUCUUCAACAAUGUCACCAAGAACUACGACCGCCUGCAGUGCGAGUCUCCGCGCGAGUUCGCCGGCUACCCGCUGCUGGUGCCCCGGCCCUACCACAGCCUCAACGCCAUCACCGUGCUGCAGGCCAAGUGCCGCAACGGCUCCCUGCCCGCCCGGCCCGCGAGCCACCCCACGCCCUACUCCACCGACGCCCAGAGGGAGCCUGACGAGAACUCGGGCUUCAACCCCGACGAGAUCCUUUCGGUGGAGCCACCGGCCUCGUCCACUACGGACGCCUCGGCGGGGCCGGCCAUCAAGCUGCACCACGUCACCUUCACCUCGGCCACCCUGGUGGUCAUCAUUCCGCACCCCUACAGCAAGAUGUACGUCCUGGUCCAGUACAACAACAGCUACUUCUCCGACGUCAUGACGCUCAAGAACAAGAAGGAGAUCGUGACGUUGGACAAGCUGCGGGCGCACACCGAGUACACCUUCUGUGUGACCUCGCUGCGCAACAGCCGCCGCUUCAACCACACCUGCCUGACCUUCACCACCAGGGACCCGGUCCCGGGCGACCUGGCGCCCAGCACCUCCACCACCACUCAUUACAUCAUGACCAUCCUGGGCUGCCUCUUCGGCAUGGUCAUCGUGCUGGGAGCCGUCUACUACUGCCUGCGCAAGCGGCGCAUGCAGGAGGAGAAGCAGAAGUCGGUCAAGGUCAAGAAAACCAUCCUGGAGAUGCGCUACGGGGCCGACGUGGAUGCCAGCUCCGUCGUCCACGCCACCCAGAAGCUGGGCGAGCCCCCUGUGCUGCCCGUGUCCCGAAUGUCCUCCAUCCCCUCCAUGAUCGGGGAGAAGCCCACCACCUCCAAGGGGCUGGAAGCUGGGCUGGACACGCCCAAGGUGGCCACCAAGGGCAACUACAUCGAGGUGCGCACGGGCACGGGCGGCGACGGCCUGGCCCGGCCCGAGGAUGACCUCCCGGAGCUGGAGAAUGGCCAGGGCUCGGCCGCUGAGAUCUCCACCAUCGCCAAGGAGGUGGACAAGGUCAACCAGAUCAUUAACAAUUGCAUUGAUGCCCUCAAGUUGGACUCGGCCUCUUUCCUGGGGAGUGGCAGCGGUGGCGGGGACCCUGAGAUGGCCUUCGAAUGCCAGUCCCUCCCUGCGGCCUCUACCACCUCCUCGACUGCCACCCCUGGGGGGCUGGAGCGGCCUAGCUUCCUCUCACCUCCCUACAAGGAGAGUUCCCAUCACCCGCUGCAGCGCCAGCUGAGCGCCGAUGCCGCCGUGGCCCGCAAGACCUGCAGCGUCUCCUCCAGCGGCUCCAUCAAGAGCGCCAAGGUCUUCAGCCUGGACGUGCCGGAUCACCCGGCCGCCACGGGGCUGGCCAAGGGCGACUCCAAGUACAUCGAGAAGGGCAGCCCCCUAAACAGCCCGCUGGACCGGCUCCCGCUGGUGCCGGCAAGCAGCAGCGGGAGCAGCGGCGGCGGAGGCGUCCACCACCUGGAGGUGAAGCCCGCCUACCACUGCAGCGAGCACCGGCACAGCUUCCCGGCCCUGUACUACGAGGAGGGCACCGACAGCCUGAGCCAGCGUGUGUCCUUCCUCAAGCCGCUGACCCGCACCAAGCGGGACUCCACCUACUCGCAGCUCUCCCCCAGACACUACUACUCAGGUUACUCUUCCAGCCCUGAGUACUCAUCCGAGAGCACGCACAAGAUCUGGGAGCGCUUCCGGCCCUACAAGAAGCACCACCGGGAGGAGGUGUACAUGGCCGCCGGCCACGCCCUGCGCAAGAAGGUCCAGUUCGCCAAGGACGAGGACCUGCACGACAUCCUCGAUUACUGGAAGGGGGUCUCGGCCCAGCAGAAGCUGUGACCCUCUCCUCCCUG